UUUUUGAAUUCAAAAUGCAGUAUAAUUAUCUAUUCAAAAUAGUCAUAAUAGGCGAUAGUAAUGUCGGAAAAUCUUGCCUGCUGAUCAGAUUUGCAGAUGACUGCUUCACAGAGAACUAUAUCACCACUAUAGGUGUAGAUUUCAGAUUUAGGACGCUAAACAUUGGUGAAAAGAAUGUAAAACUCCAAAUAUGGGACACAGCUGGCCAGGAGAGAUACAGGACCAUCACUAAUGCCUACUAUAGAGGAGCAGAUGCUAUUGUACUGGUAGCAGAUUCUACUGAUAUGAAAUCAUUUGAAGAUAUCCCUGAUUGGCUGACCGAGGUUUCUAAAUACGUUCCUGAAGACACUUACAAAAUACUGUUAAUUAACAAAUCUGAUGUCAGUGACGAGGAAAAGGUAAUAACCGAAGAGCACAUGAAAAAGUUCCAAGAGGAAUUAGGAAUAAUUGCAAUAGAGACCUCUGCAAAAACAGGCCAUAAUGUUGACGAAGCAUUCAUCAACAUCACCAAGCAUUUACUCGAAAAGAAGACUGAAGAAGGAGGAACUGACCCAGGAGCUGCUACCGGGAGCAUGCUCAGCAUGGAAUCUCUUAAGGAAAAGUAUGAAAACACAUGAUGUGGAGGUUAAACCUUCUUUUAGGCCAAAUUCUAUAGCUAGGGUUUCAAUA
Messenger RNA from Moneuplotes crassus, 669 nucleotides. The record is from the annotation of a GenBank genome assembly. Lineage: Eukaryota; Ciliophora; Spirotrichea; Euplotida; Euplotidae.